AUGUCGUCGCCAGCUGGCACACACGCUGUACCUAGGAAACCGGUGCCAGCAGCAUCUGAGAUCCUAGAAAGUGCUGUGUUGAGCACGGCACCCAGCCACACCGCGGACGUUACGGAGGUACAGGAUCGAGGAGUGUCUACAGAUGGCUAUCAAAGGGCAGCGUUGCCAGACGAACUACAGAAUGCCGCCCCACCGGCCUCUGAAACGUCGUCUAUUCAGCGACCUAUGGCUACCAAAAGCCGUAUAGAGAAGCAGCCUCAUUCUCAGAAGUCUACAUUCCCGACACGGAUGUUCAACAUCGGUGGCCCAUGGAGGCUGGAACUAUGGUCCACGAUUCUGACAUCUGCGGCAUUCGCUGCCAUCGUUGUCGUGCUAGCAUACUAUGAUGCCAAACUACAGACGAGGUGGCCGUACACCAGUCUUACUCUGAACGGUCUUGUCGCUCUAUUGGUCUCAAUUGCAAGGGCGUCGUUGCUCGUGGGCGUGACACCGGCCAUCAGGCAAGGCAAGUGGAAUCGGCUCGUUGGCAUCGGACAGAAGGGACAAAGAGUGCUUCGUGCAAGAGAACUGUGUGAUUUCGAGAGAUUUGACGAUGCAUCGAGAGGUGCAUGGGGCGCACUCCAGCUGUUGGUACGCAAGUCUUUGCAUCUAGCUUCACUUGGAGCCAUCACCACGAUCCGGCUGCUGGGCUUCGAUACCUUCGCUCAGCAGAUCCUUGCCAUCCGCUUCCGUGACGAUGUCGCCCCGUACCAGAGUGGCCUUCCAGUCGUUGCGAGAAGUGAAUGCUAUGACCCGAGCCAUUUCAUCACGCAGACGAGCGAUUACCCGACCGUCGGGGAUCUCAAGCUCAAAUCUGAUGUCUAUAACGGCAUCAUGAACCAGAACCAGACUCAACUACCGUUGACGUGCUCGACCGGAAAUUGUACUUGGCCAGUGAUUCCAACCGUGGCAGUGUGUGGAGCCUGUGUCGACCUGACCGCCAAUAUCACUGAGCAAUGCAGCGAUGACUGUUGCAACUAUACCCUGCCAAAUGGCGCAUCGCUCGACGGUCGAAUAAGUGACAUUCCUCUGUCGGAAUUGACAGCCCGACGCAACUUCUUCAGGCUAUGGAGCCCCUUUGUUCUCGUGCCACUGAGUAGGACCUGGACAGCCCCGUUUCUGUGCUCUUGA
Messenger RNA from Cladophialophora carrionii CBS 160.54, 1170 nucleotides. RefSeq lists its product as uncharacterized. The coding region runs from base 1 to 1170 and encodes 389 amino acids. NCBI's taxonomy places the organism in Eukaryota, Fungi, Ascomycota, Eurotiomycetes, Chaetothyriales, Herpotrichiellaceae. The record is from RefSeq and is a predicted model, not a curated record. The transcript has a single exon.